Molecule: messenger RNA, 2369 nt
Organism: Doryrhamphus excisus (bluestripe pipefish)
Lineage: Eukaryota; Metazoa; Chordata; Actinopteri; Syngnathiformes; Syngnathidae
Gene: smpd2b
Product: sphingomyelin phosphodiesterase 2b
Molecular function (GO): sphingomyelin phosphodiesterase activity
Source: RefSeq, a predicted model, not a curated record
UUAACGUUUCUGCAAAUGACUUAACAGAGACGUAAACGUUACUUUCAUGUUUCUGUAAAUAUUUAGACGCUAUAAAAUGUCCAGCCAAGCGUCACAAUGCAACGAACAAUGACAUUUGUAAUCCUAUGAUCCCUCUCAGUCGACUCGAUGCCAACAGGAAGUAUUGUGGACCCAGGCGAUAGUUGCUGUUGACUUUUGGAACCUUUCAGACCAGUUCUUCAAAAAGGUUGCCCGUGAGCCCGAUGGAGCGUUCUGCCAGCAUGGGUCAGAAAGACUCUUCCACCAUCCUGGUCUUCUCUCUCAACUGCUGGGGGGUGCGCUACAUGAGCAAGCACUGCACCCAACGUUUCACCAUGAUUGCAGACAUGCUGCUUAAAGAAGAGCACGACAUCAUUCUUCUGCAAGAGGUAUGGAGUGAAAAAGACUACCUCUUCCUGAGAAAGAAACUGUCCAGUAGCCACUCUCACUCUCAUUACUUUAAAAGCGGAGUCAUUGGCAGCGGAUUGGCCAUUUUCUCCAAACACAGGAUCCAAGACACACUCCUUUAUCGCUACUCCUUGAAUGGUUAUCCAUAUAUGGCCCACCAUGGCGACUGGUUCGGAGGGAAAGCCGUCGGCCUGGCCAUCCUGAACAUCGGCACUCUGACAGCAAACGUGUACUUGACUCACCUGCAUGCCGAGUACAGCCGUGAGAGGGAUACUUAUCUGCCUCACAGGGUGGUCCAAGCGUGGGAGCUGCAGCAGUUCGUCCGUCACACGUCAGCUAAUGCAGACAUGGUGAUCCUGGGUGGCGACCUCAACAUGCAUCCCCAGGACCUUGGCACCCGGUUGCUGAUGUCUUACACGGGACUCCGAGACGCUUAUGCAGAGGCCGACCAGUUUGAUGGAUUUGAGAAUGGUCUGACUCUGGUACUGGACAACGCUUUUGUUAGCAAGAAGAUGGUGAUUCCCUUUGAGAGGGGCAUCAGGAUUGACUACAUCCUCUUCAAGGGUUCUUCCCAAGCAGACAUUCAUUGUGCUUCCAUGUGCACCACCAAAGGCUCCAUUCCGGGACACCCCGUGCCGUACUCGGACCACGAGGCCCUGACUGCUGAGCUGAAACUUGACGCCCACGCCGCACCACAGGCUGGUGACGUUCAGUCCAAGAGUGGACAUUUCUCAGGAGAUGAUGUCGCCAAGCUGGUGGACAUUUUGACGGAGGCCCGCACCGAGGUCAAAGUGGGCAUCCACUGCGCCGAGAGGAUGCGCAAAACAGUCACCCGUAUGGUGGCCAUGGGCUUGGCUCUGCUCCUGCUGGAGCUGGCCAUCGCGGCGGUGCCCUGGUUGGCGCUGGGGGUGGAGCAAGCCUUCCCGCACACUUCCUUCUACCUGCUGGCGGCGCUGUGCUUCGCCAUCCUGCUUGGCACCUCGCUGCUUUACGUCUUCUACACCAUGGAGCUCAAGUCCCUACAAGGCACCGAGGACCAGAUGCGACUCGCCAUGGGUGGCCUGCAGGAGAAGCUACGAGGGUAUCCCGUGGCUCAGCCUGGCUGCACCCACAAGAAACCCCUGGAGGAGCUGGAGCCCAAUGUCUUCUGUCCAGAGGACUAAUUUGUGGAGGGAUGCGGGGGUGGGGUGGCUUUUCAAAUUCUAUCAAUCCACUGUCUUAAUACACUCCGCUUACUCUUAGCCACAACCUUCAUGCUGCAAGGCGACUACUUAACCACUGUUCAGCUUUGCACGGUACCAGUGACAUGCAGUAAGGUUUAUGGCAGAUUUACACCAAUUUAUUGUCCAAUCAGCAAGAAUAAUUACGUCACAUUUAGAUGUAGAAAGUCAUGCACAUAAUGGAUCAAAGUGGUUGUCGCAUAAUAAUAAUAAUAAUAAUAAUAAUACACGUUUCUUGGUGGACAGCCUGGCAGGAGAGAGGAAGUUUGUUGACCAUUUUUGCUUUUUGUACACCUAAAGGUGACACAUGCAGCUGCAAGAUGCUUCCUUACUGCCCCGUCUCAUGAUAGUGUCAAUGCAAUUUUUUUUCCAGACAUCCAAGGACUCCAGUUUGCAGGGACCACAUUCAUUAGAUCCUGGACAGCCACCAGGAAGCUGGAUCGUGUACUUGAACAUGCACCUAAAACAUUUUAGCUUUGAAGGUCCAAAACAUUUCCCUCAUUGACCCCCACACUUGACUUACACAGGUUGUAUACAUUACUGACAUUUGUUUAUUAGAAUAUACUAGAUAUUUGUGUGUAAUGCACAUGAAUCUAUGAGAUAAACCUCAUAAAAUUAUGUAUGUAUGGCUGAGCCAAAACAUUUUACAUGAAUGUAGGGCAUUGAUCAUUCCAACUACUGAGUUUCAUGCUUUUUGAAAGCCCCAAUAAAGACUAAUGAUAU